Molecule: messenger RNA, 2104 nt
Organism: Plectropomus leopardus (leopard coralgrouper)
Lineage: Eukaryota; Metazoa; Chordata; Actinopteri; Perciformes; Serranidae
Biological process (GO): embryo development; cell-cell adhesion; receptor localization to synapse
Cellular component (GO): basolateral plasma membrane; cell junction
Molecular function (GO): protein kinase binding
Source: RefSeq, a predicted model, not a curated record
UUUAGGAGAUCCAGCUUCUAUCUUGACUGCCCUUCAAAACAAUCUUAUCAGUGAGAGUUGUGCAGUUACACUCUGCAGUAAUGACUGUUUUGAUGCCCCCUGGUGCACAACAUAAGCAUGCUUUAUGAAAAGCCAAGCAGGAUUUAGUCUGAACUACAUUGAUUAUCAGCGGCUCUAGCAUGAGAUUCUGGCUUAGACGAAUCAUGCUGCUCUUACUUUAUCCUGCCACUUAAAAACGAGGCACUUGGUUUCAUCAAAUGUAUUCACCACUGAUCCAUGACUGUCACUACUUAUGUCCUUCAAGAUGUCACAUUGAAAUUAAAUUUUCAGCACCGGCUGGUGUCCUCUGACUAUCUCCAGGAAUGUAGAAAGCCUCACACUAACCCGUCCCUCAGGACCAGUAGCCAAAACUGGGCCAUCCCAGGCUUCAGCUGGUUGGCAAACAAAGAGCGUCAGCAAACGAGACCUCAACUGUUCCCGGCCAGUGACAAUGUGUGUGGUCACUGCUCCAUCGUAGAGAAGGAGGCAGAGGUCACUGAGCGACUGGAGGAGGUCUGUUUUCCACUGAAGGACGGUGCAGGCAAGCUGCAGGAGAGCGACAACUUACCACGACGGUUUCGCCAUCAGAGGGGUGAAACCCGAGAUGGGAGGAAGGUGCAGCAUCACAGAGCUCUAAAUCCGGGGUCCGGUCUCCAUGGAGACCCCGUCCCUAACAUUAAGGUCUCCAUCGCAGGGCAUCUGACUUCUCCUUUGGUGACAGAGAAGACUCAGGACUCAGUCGUCUCACAAGUGCCAUUAAGAUUACAGAUAAAAGUGUCUGGCCAGAGGGGGAGUCUGGGACUCAGCAUCGCUGGUGGGAAAGGCUCCCUGCCUUACAAAGACCAUGAUGAGGGCAUUUUUAUUUCCAGAGUAAACACAGGGGGCGCAUCAGAAAAGGCGGGGGUCCAUGUUGGAGACAGAUUGCUGGAGGUCAACGGCCUCAACAUGCAGGCGGCGACCCACCACGAGGCCGUCACCGCCCUCAGGAAUGCUGGGAGCUGCAUUAAGAUGAAAGUGCUCAGAGAGAGGCUGCUGCCCCGUGGGGUGUGUGACCCGGAUGAACCUCAGGAUCCUCAAGACGUGACGGGGCGACAGCUGUGCAGCCAGGACGGUGGAGGCCAGAGAGGCAAGCAACCCAAGAUGGAGAGCGCAGAAGACUGUUUGUCCAGGAAGAUUGAGGGAGUUGUCUGCAACGGCAAUGGCAUUUCUGGUUUGAAGAGCGACCUGAAUAAGACCUUGUCUCAACUGGAGACACAGGCGUUGAUGAAAAAUGAUUCACUUCAAGGGGGAAAACACACAAUGACAAUCCCGCGGAUCAUCCUCACUCAUCCCUCUACCUCAGAUGAAGAUGUGGAGCUCUUGACACAGAUCCCCAGCAGGGAGCCGGCACAUGACUCUGACAUUCCUGACAGGCACGUACACUGUUUCGACAGCGCUUUCUAUCCACCUUGACCACUGCGUAGAGGUACAUGAAGGACACAGACUGUUAUUACCCAGCUCUCCAUGUUCUUGAGGUGGAUUGGUGUAAAAUGAACUGCUGGAAUGUGUUUUUUAAGCUUUUUGUCUGUCAGAUUCAAAUGCUGCUACUAGAUUUUAGUGAUAAACUUUAAGACUUUAUUUUUAUUACUAAAAACCACAGAGUUUGCCUGCGCAACUGCGGAGCACAGAGACUGUGAAAGCAUGAACAAACAGCUCUCUAAUGUCCAAAUGAAUUACAAGAUAUGGUCAAUUAAACACUGCUGGCUACCUCUACUUCACAUUGCUGUGCUGUAAAUUACAGAUGUGCUGGUAAAUAGAGUCUCCGCCCAUGACAAUGUGAAGCCCUCAAACUUUUUAUAGUCUGUACCGAGAUAAAAUGUCCCACAGAGUGAACAGAGAGCCUAUCAGGGGCUCCGAGUCUUGCAGAGUCCAAAUGCAGACUGAACUGAACAUCUUCCCACGCCUCCUGUACGGGCUAAAUUCAGAAUAGUGAGAUAAGGCACUCUGCUUUACAGACAUUUUGCUUGUCAAUUCCCGCCUUGUGUUAUUUCACAGCUUUUUACACUUUCUCAAUAACAACUGCUUA